Messenger RNA from Anguilla rostrata (American eel), 9662 nucleotides. RefSeq names its product ankyrin repeat domain 50-like (gene ankrd50l). Gene Ontology annotation, molecular function: protein binding. The record is from RefSeq and is a predicted model, not a curated record. NCBI's taxonomy places the organism in Eukaryota, Metazoa, Chordata, Actinopteri, Anguilliformes, Anguillidae. The transcript is spliced from 4 exons. The coding region runs from base 1326 to 5480 and encodes 1384 amino acids.
AAUCAGUUUACUCAUGGUCGUAACAUGUCUCUACAGGGACAAGUUAAGUGGCUUGUUCAAACUUGUAAGCUUUUUUUUAGCCUACUCACAUGGGAAGAUGACUUUUUGUGCCUGUGAGCGGAUUUAUUUAUUUAUUUAUUUAUUUGUUUGUUUGUUUGUUUGUUUAUUUCCCAUUUUGCAAUAAUACGUGACAGAAAUACACAUGGUGAAUUGAACUGUAUGUUUAACAUCAGAACAUGGCGUACCAUUUUACUACUCCGAUAUCUGGAGUAUAUGCUAGUACAGUAGAUAGGUUCUGAUUUCCUGUUUGCCAUUGAUUACCACACAAUGCAUUUUUGGUUAAAAAAAGGGGGGGGCGGGAGGAGUGUACUGGAAGUGAAUAUUGCCGUGUGCCUGUAGGCUUCUGUGGAUGAACUUUGACCUCCUGCAACCUCGUCACCUCCCUUCUCUUACUCACGUUCCUCUGUUUCUCCCUCCCUCUCUCUCUUUCAGUUUGACUGUAAGCGCCUCCAGUACAUGCCUUGACAUGCUGAGCCAGAGGGGAGGAGAACAAGGAGGACAAGAAAGACCGGAGAAAGAGAGUGAGAGAAGGAGAGAAGCCGUCAAGGAUCUCCUGAGAGAGGGGGCAAGUGUGCCUGGGUGUUUUUGCUAAGGAGGAGGAAACUCUGUCUGGAGCAGGAGCUGAACAGGAGCAACUUGCAAGAAAGGAAUUUUGAAGAAGGGAAGGAGACAGAGGCAAGAGAGGGAUUGAGAAAAUAUGUACUGAGCACUGCGUGAAUGAGCGAAGAGGGAGAAACACAAAGCGAUUUCUGUCCGUGCGCUACUAUCUAAAGUGCUGGUGGCCCUCUCUGUCAAACGCGGAGAACAGAGGACUGAUUAUCGGGAGAGAUCCCGUACAGAGGGGCACUGCUCGGAUCAAUUCUCUCUUGUUUUCUCCGCGUUUCUUUUUUUUGUUCUGUGGAUUUAGGCACGUGGGUGUGGCCACUGGAGUUCCUCGUUGGUGGAAGAGGGCAGAGUCUGUGCUGGUCUGUACACACGUUGGAGCAGGGUGAGAUCGUGCUUCGCUGCUCCUAGACCCACUCGCACCCUGGCCCCUGGAGAAGGGAAGGGGGAACGGAUCGAAUUCUCUCCCCCCUCCGAAGAGAGGGAAAGGGGUUUUCUGGGAAACAGAGGAGGGCAGAGGUUGCCUCAAAGUUGGAUAAGGAAGACGGGGUCCCCUCUGCGUUCUCCGCAGCGAGAAGCUGAGAAGCCCGGCGGCGCGUCCAGGCGGCACGGUGCAGGAUGGGCGGCGGACCGCGUCCCGGCCGGCUCCCCCGAGGGAGGCGAUGAGCGGCAGCGGGGGCGGCAGGGGCGGCAGGGCGGCCCAGGGUCGGCCCUUCCACUGCCGGGGAUGGGCUCUGGGCAAGCUGCAGCACUGGCUGGGCACCCGUUGCCCGGGGGCGCUGGUGACGGGCGGGCCGGGGGCGGGGAAAACGGCACUCUGCGCCGAGGCGGUUCGGCCCUCGUCCGACGCCGGGUUCGAGGCGGGACUGGCGCCCCGCUGCCUGGCGUCUCACUUCUGCCGACGGGAGGAUGAGCGGAGCGUGGAGGUGUGGAGGUUCGUCCUGGGCCUGGUCGAGCAGCUGCGGGGAAGCCCUCUCCUCCCACCGGGGUACGCCCAGACCCUGGAUACCCCCGCCGUCGCCCUGACCCUGGACCCCCUGCACUGCCAACGGGACCCCGAUGACACUUUCAGAAGAGCAGUGCUGUUGCCCCUUCAGGAAACCCCCCCUCCGGCCCACAGGCUCUGCCUGCUGGUGGACUCUCUGGACUCCGGGUUCCAGGGUGGGGGGGUUGGAGAGGGGAGGAGCGGCUCCAUCGCGGAGCUCCUGUCCAGGCACCACCACCUCUUCCCCAGCUGGCUGCUGCUCAUCUGCUCCGUACGGCGCCAGAACCGGGCCGCCUACCGCAUGUUCUCAGGGUUCCGUAAGCUGGUGCUGGACGACCUGCGGAAGGCGCCGGUGGUGCACGACGUGCAGCAGUACAUCCUGCGGCGCCUGGACCAGGAGGGGGCGCUGCGGAGGCACCUGACCCCGGAGACGGCCGAGAUGCUGAACCUGCUGCACAUCAAGAGCGGCGGCUGCUUCCUGUUCCUGGAGCGCGUGCUGGACGGCGUGUCGCGGGGCCUCCUGGCCGUCCGCGAGAUCCGCCACAUCCCCGGCACGCUCAACGGCCUCUACCUGUGGCUGUGCCAGCGCCUCUUUCCCAAGGGCCUCUUCUCCGAGGCGCGGCCCUUGCUCGACGUCCUCCUGGCCGCCCCGCGCCCCCUCAGCCCCGAGCUGCUGUACCGCGCCGUCUGGACCCGCGACCCCGCCCUCGGCCCCGCCCAGUUCCGCCGCAGGCUGGACGCCCUUUCGCCGCUCCUGACGGAGGGGGAGGAGCAGGGGGAGGGGGAGGAGGGGGGCACUCUCUCCCUUUUCCACGCCAGCUUCGCCGAGUGGCUGCUGGACGUGAAGUACUGCACGCAGCGGUACCUGUGCAGCCUGGAGGACGGCCACGCCCUGCUGGCCAUGUCCCUGACGCUCCGCGCCUCUCAGCUGGCCACGCCCGACAUCUGCCAGCUGGCCAAUCACCUCCUCCGCUCCGGCAUGCAUGCAUCUGACCCCGCCCUGCUAGCGCUGUGGAUGGUGUGGACCGGAGUUCCCGCCGUCGGCGCCGACGCCCCCUCGCCCACCCAGUCCCAGGCCCCGCCCCCCGUCCUGGUCCCGCCCGACGUCUUCCAGCUGCUGCUGACGAGCGGGGUGCACCCCCCGUCCUACGGGUCCGGUUUCGGGGUGCACUGCCUGGAGGGCGCUGGGGGCGCGGUCCCGGGGAAGUCGCCGGAGGGGGCGGAGUUCGUGCGGCUGCUCCUGGACGGCGGGGCGAGCGUGAACCGGGCCGACCCGGCGGACGGGCGCACCCUGCUGGCGGGCGCGGCCCAGGCCGGCGCGGCCGACGCGGUGGAGCUCCUGCUGUCGCGGGGGGCGGACCCCGCGCUGGCCGACCACCAGGGCCAGACCCCGCUGACGCUGGCCGCCCGGGAGGGCCACCUGGGGGCGCUGCGCGCUCUGCUGGGCCGGCGCGGCGGCGACGGGGGGGCGGGGACGGCGACGGCGGCGGCCACGCUGGAGCACGCCGACUGCGAGGGCUGGACGCCGCUGCGGCUGGCGGCCUGGGGCGGGCACGCCGAGGCGGCGCGCCUCCUGCUGGACGCCGGCGCCGACGUGGACGGCAGCGACGCGGACGGGCGCACGGCGCUGCGGGCGGCGGCCUGGGCGGGGCACCUGGAGAUCGUCCUGGCCCUGCUGGAGCACGGCGCCCGGCCGGACCGGGCCGACCGCGAGGGCCGCACCCCGCUCAUCGCCGCCGCCUACAUGGGCCACCGGGAGGCGCUGGAGGCGCUGCUGGCGCACGGGGCGCGGGUGGACGCGGCGGACGCCGACGGGCGGACCGCCCUGUGCGUCGCCGCCAUGUGCGUGCCGUCGGCGGCCGGGGGGCGGGGCCACGCCGAGGUGGUGAGCGCGCUCCUGGACCGGGGGGCGGACCCCAGCCACCGCGACAAGGACGGGAUGACGCCGCUGCUGCUGGCGGCGUACGAGGGCCAGGCGGCCGUGAUGGAGCUGCUGCUGGAGGCCGGCGCCGACGUGGACGAGAGCGCCGGGCUCCGCGGCACGGCCUCGGCCGCCGUCACGCCGCUGCUGGCCGCCGCCUCCAUGGGCCACGAGGCGGCGGUGAGCGCCGCCCUCUUCUGGGGCGCCACGGCCGACGCCAUCGACGGCGAGGGCCGGACGGCGCUCAGCCUGGCGGCGGGGCGGGGCAGCGCCGGGGCGGUGCGCCUCCUGCUGGACCGCGGCCUGGACGAGAACCACAAGGACCACCUGGGCUGGACGCCGCUGCACGCCGCCGCCUGCGAGGGCCACCGCGCCGUCUGCGCUGCGCUCACCGAGGGCGGGAGCCUGGCCCGCGUGGCCGAGCCCGACAACGAGGGCCGCACGCCGCUCGUCCUGGCCGCCCAGGAGGGCCGCCUGGCCGCCGCCCGGCUCCUGCUGGACCGCCGCUCGCCCGUGGACCACCGCGGCUACGACGGGCGCUCGGCGCUGGCGGCGGCGGCGCUGGAGGGCCACGCCGAGGUGGCGGAGCUGCUGGUGCGGCGCGGCGCCGACACGGACGUGCGAGACGCCGAGGGCCGCCCGCUGCUCUACCUGCUGGUGCUGGAGGGCCGGCUGGACGCGGCGGCGCUGCUGGUGCGGGAGGGCGGGGCGCCGCUGGAGUCGCGCGACGCAGAGGGGCGCACCGCGCUGCACGCCGCCGCCUGGCUGGGCGGCACCGCGGCGCUGGGGCUGCUGCUGAGGGCCGGGGCCGACCCGGACGCGCGGGACGCCGAGGGCCGCACCCCCCUGCACACGGCCGCCUGGAGGGGCCACGCCGCCGCCGCCCGGCUGCUCCUGGACGCCGGGGGCGCCGCCGUGGACCUGGCCUGCCGGCGGGAGGGGGCCACGGCGCUCUGCAUCGCCGCGCAGGAGGGCCACGCCGACCUGGUGGCGGCGCUGCUGGAGCGGGGGGCCGACCCCCGGCACGCCGACCGCCACGGGCGCACCCCCGUCAAAGUGGCGGGGAAGAGGGGCCACGCCCGCAUCGUCAGGCUCCUGGAGAGUCACGGGGCGGAGACCUACGCCGGCGUCCUGCCCCUGCCCUCCCCCGCCUCCCCGCCCUCUCGGAGCUCCACCCUUCAGACCCAGUCCUCCGCCAGCUCGGGGAGCUCCGCCCCCCUCAAGGCCCCGCCCUCCACCUCCUCGCUCUCCUGCUCGCCGUCCUCCACCGCCGAGCGCUUGCGCUCCGCCCAGUCCUCCACCUGCCACUCCCUGGCCACCGUGCGGACGGUCCCGGCCGACAGCCUGAGCUUCACCCAGCUCAUCCAGCAGCACUCCCUCCCCCGCAGCCGGCCCUCCACCCUGCCCCCGCCCGGCUCCGCCCCCAACAGCCUGCCCCACCCCCGGGCCGGCUCCCCUCCCGCCGACUGCGGCGCCGACGCGCCCCGCAAGGGCUUCGGCUCCCCAGGGGACGGGGACUGGCCCGAAAUACAGCCCAGGGCCCCGGAGGUGAAGAGCGCCGGGCUGGACAGGGAGGAGCGGAGGCAGGGGAGGUGGAACUCCAUCAUGGCCUCCCUGGGGGUGAGCCCCGGACAGGACUGCCCCUCCAGGCCCCUGAAAAGCAGGGACGGCCCUCUCUUCGGGUACCCCAUCCAGCUGGACGGCCAGGGGCCCCAGAGGGAGGCUCGGGACGUGCCUCGUAAGAGCUCCCUGUCCCCGCCCUUCGGCUUCCCCUCCCCCAGUGCCUUAUCCCCCGAGUGCGUGGGCCCCCUCACCAGCGCGGACCCCCAGCUCAACCUGAAGCAGGCCAUCAAGCUGCAGUUCGAGGGCCCCACCAGCGCCGCCAUAUACAAGCGAGAAACGCCGCUCUGAGGAGGGCGCGAAAGGCGUGGAUCCCCGAGGCGCAGCUGCAGCGUGGGCACCCGCUCCGAGGUCAGCCCGCAUCGCGGAGGGGAGGGGGCCCGGGGGGGGGCUCCGCUCCGCUCCGAGCCUGCCGCCGACCGGGGGAACCCGGGGAACGCAUGAAGAGCGCUCUGUUUACAUUCCAGCGGUUUUCCUUUGUCCACUGGGGAGGAAAGAGCAGCUGUGGACACCCCCUGCCUCACCCCCCACCCCCCCACCCCCCAUGGCCAGCAACCCCACCGACCCCACCACUCUCUGGGCGACAGGACUUAAGUUCAGUUUCAGCUGGGUGUUUAUAUCGUGCUGCAGCAGUGAAUGAACGGGGCGGGGGGUUGUUCCACUGAGGGGUUCGAUGGAGGGGGGGCUGUCCCUGUCAGGCAUUGCUCCCAGAACAGUACGAGUCAGGGGGAGGGGGGUGGGGUGCGUGCCGACGAUGCUGUUGAUGACACGUCUCCAGAGUUUAAUUGUUACUGGGGUCGUUUUUUUUUUUUUUUUUUUUUGCUUCUUCCUUCCCCUCUAAACCUCUGGUUCUGGACCAAACAUUUCUGAGCACAGGUUAGCACUAGGCCCUUAGUUUUAGACUAACCACCAUAGGCGGGACAUUGUAAUGUUGGGGGCAUUACACACUUUUUUUUCCACUGUUACCGAUCACGUGGUGCUGGGGGGGUUGAUUGUCUGCCGUGCUCAUUUAAAAUGUAAAAAUGUAAAACUGUACAAAAAUACAGAAAGAUCAUCUGGGUCAAAUUCUGUUUGAACAAGGCCCUAGAAAGGUUAGUAUGUCACGAGGCCCUAGAAAGGUCGGUAUGUUCCCAGAACAGGUUCAGCUUUGUUUCUUUCAGGGUCAGGGAAAGUGAGAGGCGCUGACAGGUUCAACGGUAAUAACGUUCAGAGGUAUUUAUGGCCUCGACCUGUGCCCGGAGAGGUCCCGACGCCUGCGUUUCGCUCGGAAGACGUUUGCCCGUUAUUUCACCUGGCCGCCGAUCUCCGUCUUUCACGGCACUAAAACCUGUGCAGCAGCCCAGGCCGGGGUUAAGUGGGGGCGGCCCAUAACCCGCAGCUUCACCUGACCUCAGGGUUCACAGCAGGGCUCAUAAAUACCUUCGGUCAGGUCAUGAGAGAGAGAGAGAGAGAGAGAGAGAGAGACGGGCGAGCGGGGGGUUAUCGGCAGUACCAAAGAGAGAGCUGCCAGUCCCCUCCUCGUCUCAUAAACUGAUGUUCCAUACUUAGAUAUUGACAUAUUCAAAUGAAUUCUGGGACUUGCGAGAUGCAACGCAGUGACUCAGUGUAGGAAAUUCAAAUUCUUCUGUCUGUGAGUGUGAGCGAGAGAGUGAGAGAUGGAUGCUAGGAGCCUCUGAGCUGAAAUCACUGACUCAGAGAGAGAGAGGGGGGGUUUAGAGGUAUGGGUCAGAUGUGAGUCAGCGACAGACGAAUGAAAGAUCUGUCCUACCGUCUCUCGGUCGGCGCACAGAUGGCCACGACGGAGUUUGAGAGGACAGGGGGGCAGCGGUGUUAAAACACCGAGGAGAACAGACAAGCCCCCGAAGAAGCAGAAACGCACGCUCUGCGGUACCCCACACGACAACUCACAGGGCUGUCGUGGGGGGUCAUGCCCAAAGUACGCGUCUGUUACAUUACCCCAGAACGUGUGCCUGUUACAUUACACCCCCCCCCCCCCCAAACAAACAAAAAAAUGUAAUAAAUAAAACAAACACGCACCGGGCUGGUGUCUCUGCCUCUGUGCUUAAGGUAGAAACAGAGGGAGAGUGUGGAGCCUCUGGUGGAGCUAAGCUUAAGUGGGGAAAGGUCCGGAAGCUUCGAGCGGACUCUGAGCGGCAGGCUGGUCAGGGACAGGAAUGCGCUGUGACCCCUGCCUGUCCCCACUGAGCGAGAGCGGACAUGUUUAUCUCAGGUGGAGCCACGGUGGAGGACCACAGCUGCUGUGUCAUAGAAUAAAUAUGAUGGUCAUUCGGAUUUCCAAUGGGUGGCUUGUGAUCACCACCAACGUCUGUAUAAUGGUGGAGAAUUUUGUUAUCCCCACCCAUCAAUUUGUAUGUUGUGUCUUGGUGCUGUACCAAAGUUUGCAAAAUGUAUACAGAGAAGCGAUCUGAUUGUUAUUGCAUGUGGAUCAGCUGUCAAAGCGGGUUCACUGAAUAGAAUGAGCCAUCCUGGCGAUAAUAUGGUCAGUGAAUCUACAUAGUUUGUGUAAAAAGGAUUGAAAAGACAGCAAUUGCAGCUGCGAUGAUGGUGAGUCAUGAGGGUUUGAUGAGGAAUGUACGCCAUUAGGCAGUCAAACAUGUCCCCGCCUGCCAUGGCCUGAGCCCGAGUUUGGGCGCAUUGGUUUCCCAUGCACUUACCCUGACCCCGCCCCUCAUUAAAAUGCACACCUGACAUGUGAUCAGAUAUGGAUUUCAGAUAUUUAAGUGUCAAAACAUGUCAAAACAACUGCAUGUCUAGUACAGUGUAUAUGACAGGUGCAUUGUGUCUUUUGGCGGCAGUGAAAGUUGAUGGAAUAUGUAUUCUGUAGAGAGAGUCUUUUUUUGUUGUUGUGAUCUACCAAAAGGAGGUCCAUGCCCACAGUUUUGGAACUGCUGUCGAAGAGCCUUGUGUUGCAGUCAUUCAGCAGUCAUUCAUUCAUCUGGAUAGCCCGUCCCCAGUCACUGAGCCCACUUUAAUAGCCAAUCCCCACACUAUGAAGAUCUGUGGAUCUGAAGUACAGGGAGAGGACCAAACAUACCCCUGAUUUGUAAGGGUUUGCUGAUGUGGUGCUAGAUCAAUAGAAACUAAAUAACGUACAAACGUGGACCUGUGAAAAUUUUCAAAAUGUAUUUUUUAACGAUGCACAGAUAUUUUUGUAUCCUGAAAACAAAUCCAUUCCACCUGCAGGUCUUGAUCAUGCCUUCCAAUCUAGGGUGUCUGUAACAAGACUAAAACUCCCAAGAAAAUCAGGAGUAAUUUGGGCUUGAAUGCCAUUUUAAAUAAAGCUUUAAGUAAACUAUUACGUUUUUUUUUUUUUUUUUUCCUGGAGAACUUGUCACUAAUGUUGGUGUGGUCUGCUGAUGUGCAGUUAUGUGUUAUGAUAAACACGAGCGGUCCGCUGCUGUUGUUCCUGUUUUCCUUCUUAACAGAAGCUACCUGGCUGGUAUCUUGUGGGACAGGUGGAACAGGUUUUUGGCAUGUCUUUCCCAUACCCCAUCCAACCCUCCCCUGCAAGUUUUCAAAAAGUAGUUCAUUUGGAGAGCCACAUAUAAAGAUUUAUGCUAUUUUUUCCAUGAAAUUCUGAAAAAAAACAGUUGCUGUGUACAGUACUUGCUGAUUAUUUGUACUUUUAAAACAAAUCUACAGCUUCUUUUGGACCGUCUGGGUUGUGAAUUACUGUAAAUGUCCUUUUCAUGUGGGAACAGCAAACAACCGUCAUGGUCUAAUGCUACAGGCCCACAUCAGUGCCAUCCUCAAAAAAGGGAAAAAGUCCACCGGUUUGCAUUUUACACCUUUUCCACUGAUACUUAUUUAAAGCACCAAAAAAAAAAAGCCAAAUAAAAUCUACAUCUUUAGUGUGAUUCAGGCUCCUAUAUUAAACCUGAGGCAGCACUGAUGUAACGUUCAGGUGCUUAAAGAAAUUGGACCGAACACAGGCGUCCUUUUGUUUAAGUCGGAAACCAAAGGCCUUUCCUCUUUACUUGUGGGGGUUGGUGGAGGUUGGACGAGGAAAAACAACCUAAGGAAAGUGUAAAGCCAUCUGUUCAUCGUGCAGUCACGCAUUCUGGCUGUUGUGUGGGAAGCGCUGGGACCCGUCCAGCAAAUCUGCGAGGAUCGACAACUGAAACUGACAGCUCAGCGAAGAUUCUAGAACUAUUCCGGGAGACUCUGGAACCUGGUGACACAGGGUUGACAGCAUUCUAAUCGCCAUCUGAUCAUGAGAGACUCACACUGCCAAAAGCAACUAAAGCCAUGCUAGAUACCUGGCGUGUUAUUUCAAGGCCUCUCGAGUUGAAUUCCGUUCCUUCAGAUACGUGUUACAAGUUACUGUGAAGAUCGUUGAGAAGAGGAAGCUGAUGCGAAACCGACACCGUUCUUCUUGGCUUGCGUUGGCGUCGUGCUAACAGCCAUGUCAAUGACUUGAUGCAAAUUUAAAUAAACUUUUUUUCUUUCUGA